Molecule: messenger RNA, 769 nt
Organism: Cuscuta epithymum
Lineage: Eukaryota; Viridiplantae; Streptophyta; Magnoliopsida; Solanales; Convolvulaceae
Source: the annotation of a GenBank genome assembly
UUAACAAAAGAUCAGCAUUCAGAUAUAGAAAAGUUUGAAAUAAGUCCAGAAAUGUGGAGGUCCAUAUUGGGGAGAGAUGAUAAUGAACAACAACAGGAAGAUGGUUUUUUGGAAGAUGAAGAAGGCUUUUGCUCCCUUUCACAUGUCCAAAGGAUGUAUGUGUUCUUUGCUUGUAUGGCCACUGGUCUGGUCUGUAUGUUCUUGUCAUGUGUUGCUUUUGCCAAACCUAUCAAAUUUGCUCUUUUGUUUUCUUUGGGCAACAUGCUUGCUGUUGGAAGCACAACCUUUCUGAUUGGACCUUGCAAGCAAAUAAGAAUGAUGUUUGAUCCAAUUCGUGUGUUUGCCACAGUAUUGUAUUUUAUCUGUGUUGUCUUGACCCUUGUUUGUGCUUUACUGAUCCACAGCGUAAUUUUAUCCAUACUUGCUAUCAUAUGUGAGGUUCUUGCCCUUCUAUGGUAUGGUCUGAGUUACAUUCCUUUUGCUCGUAAAGUGGUUACAAAUAUGACAACACGUCUUUUUAAGAGAGAACCAAAGUAAUUGAAAUUUACAAUGAAGAAUUGACUUUUGAUAUAUGAUAUCUCCUCUUUUAUCUCCAAUUUUGUUCAUGUUCUAUUUGUAUAAAAUUUCAUCUGAAGUGGUGACAUAUACUAUAUCCAAAGAGUGGAUGGCAAAGUUAUGAUGAUUUUUUGUGUAUUCAGUAAAACUUAAUGUUAUUGAAAUUAAUUUAUUAGGAUAUUUUAAUUAGAUUGAUUUCAAUUCUAAAUAUCAA